AUGGUCAAAGCCACGAAGACACUGAUGAUGUGCAAUCGGCUUGAUGGUAAAUCCUGGGGGUAUAAACCAAGGAUUAUCAGAUGGUUGUACAUCAUGAUAGGUGCUAAGUCGACGGCUAGCUCGAUAGCAAGAGCAAAACCGACCACAAGUAAUCCCGCAAAAACCGUAAGUGGAGCUGCUAAAGUAAACACUCAACUUAAAAAAACAACAAGCUCUACAACAACUGCCAUUAAGCGAGCAGACGAGGAAAAGCUGAAACUUAAAAGCACCACACAAACCCGACGAACAGAGCCUACCACUCUCAGUAAGAGCCGAACACCGCGCGAUGUUGUGAAACCAACAAAAAACUCUGUUAUAAAGAAAACCACACCCACCAACCGUGUAGUCAGUACAUCCAAAGCACCGAUUCAAAAUAUAAAACCCACGGCGCAGAAAAAUGUGGCAGCAACAACAAGGAAGACUGGCGUUAUUGAACUGCCUAUGCGCGCUAAACAAAAUCGCGAUAUCGCAGAUGCCGUUAAGAAGAAACCUUCAACCGCAAUCAAGCCAAAUGCCGUUUUAGAUACGUAUCACAGCGUCACAGUUGUCUCCCCACCCCCACGACGUAAAGAAAUUACAACAGAACGCAGCGACGAUAACAUUAUACCUACCAGAGCUAUUAAAGACAAAGUUGUGGAACCGGCUGAUCUAGACGCUGUCGCGAUUCAGGUAAAUGCUGAUGAACCACCAAAGCGUGUGCGCACACAUUCCUUGAAAGAGGAAGAUAUCAUCAUAUUACGUAGCGACUCGGCGAAACGUAGAAGUGAACAACAAAUACUAGCAGAGGUGGCAAUUGCCACCCAAUAUGAGACGAACUACCUAAAAUUGGAGACAGAUGAAGUGAUCGAACACAAGACGGUUGUCAAAGAACCUGUAGCAUUUGAAGUGGCCUUCGAUGAACCAUUGAGCAGUAAAGCCAAAUAUAAGUCUCGAGAAUCAUCAGUAACGCGAAAUAAAGCAGAACAUGCACAUAAAGCAAAACCCAGUGACUCUAUAAAGGAACCGGAAACGGAUAAUUACUCCGACGACUUUGAAACUUAUGAAUCGGACUUUGAGACUGGCUCGUCGUCACAAAAUGGUUCGUCGGGGGAAACUGAAAGCGAUUCAACACCACAUAGCAUUUGCAGCGAAGAUGAAGAUAAUAGCAAAAACAGCGCUUCCUCGACUACGCAGGAAGAAACAAGUAAAAGCAGUGAUGAAAUGCCCGUUAAUGAUACCGAUUGCGAGGAAGAAACUGAAUUAACGCAGUAUCCGAUAACAGUGAUUCAACGCGAUAGGGAACUUGAACGAAAACUGGACUCUGGAAAUUAUGAAAUGAAUUCGCGUAGGCAUCCAAAGCUUUCUGAGCUGGCGACACAAAUUAAUGAGCGGCAUUUCGACAGCAUGGACACCACUUACAGUGUCACUUCAACAGAUCAGCUUGAUUCGGGUAUCAGCAGUUACGCUAACAUGAGCAACACACAAGCGGAGGUCGACAAAUUCGGCGGAAUUGUAUGCACCUACGGCGGUUAUGCAGAUUUUAAUACACGUCCCAUACUGCGCAAGCGCGGCAUCGAGCUAAUGAACAAAAUUCAAUUUGACACUUUAACAUUUUCGCUGUUCGAACUCAAGCCCAUCAGCUAUGAGGUUUACAUGCAAACUUAUGGUACGCUAAAUACCACACAGUGCUCGACACAAACCAACGAAAACCGCAUGUCGAGCGAGAGUCAAACGGACAGCUAUGACGUGCGCACCAUGUGGACACAGCAUCCACCACAAUAUGAUCUGCAGACGGUGCAGAAAUUCGCCACCGGUAUGCAUGGCCUGAUGGCAAUACAAAACUGUUGUGGCGAAUCGCCGUUGGACGAAGCGUACACGUUACAUAACUCAAGCGCUGACGAAUACGAUAUUAGUUUGCAAAAGUUAACGGUAUUGCGACAAAAUAACAGUAAAGAUGUGGUUAGCGCACAGCUAAGCAGUCUACAUAAACCGUUAGAUUUUGAAAAAUUAAACGCUUUUCUGCUGCGCUCAUCAUUACUCAUCUCAAAGGUGCUGUGCUCGACGCACGACAACACACCAGAGGAUCGUCUAAUGAAAUUGGCGCAGAACCAGAAGAGUUUUCAAGAAAUUAGCGCCGGUUAUGUGCAACUCGAAACGAAUUUUUUGAACGCUUUAAGCGUAGUGCAUGUAUUUGCAAGUGGCCGGCAUGAUCUCAUCAUAACGGUGCAUGCGAGUCCGCCCGCUGCCGAUGUCUAUCGCUGUGAUUUUUCCCAACUGCUAAUGGUCUGGUCCACCAGUGAUUGCACAAAUCCGUUUCGCUUGCUCUCCACAUGGAGCGAGGUUUGUCGCGUCGAGAUCUGUUACGAUAAUGCGGAUAUUGUUGUGUGUGGCCUACAUGAUGGCAGCAUUGCUAUGUGGGAUCUGCGCGAAACAUACACCUUCUGUUCGAAAUUAGAUGGAUAUCUCACACACUUCGCGGCAACACAAUCGGUAGUGCCCAAUUGGACAGCGAGUACGGAACAGUCUCAUAGACUCAGCGAUCUUGGCGCUGUAGUAGAUGUGCGUAGUUUUCGUACGCCACAGCGAGUAAUGGCGCUGGGCAGCUACAAAUCAAUACAGUUUGCGGCGCUCAAUGACACCGGCCUCUUAUCGGUUUGGACGCUGGUGGAAACGAGCGCCAAGCAUUACGAGUUUUCUACGUCGAAAGCAGCGGAUACACAUCGUAGUCGUAAGCGAGGCUCAGCAGCUAUGUUAAACUCUCGUUAUGAGUAUAGUUCACCUUGGGCUCGCGUGAAAUUAAUACAGAGUGUAAUUUGCGAUUUACGAGACUACCUAGAACGUGGUCUACUCCGCACGCAAACCCAGUUCGAGAUGACCAAGCAACUGUUCCAAAAGGAAAUAUACAGUGACGAGAUCUUGCGUGAGCUGCACGGCACAAAAUCGGCGCAACAACAGCGGCAACAACUGCAGGGUUUGCGCUUCACCGGCAUCGACACCGGUUGUGAGCGCAUCUACGUAUGUACAAAUCGCAAUUUCGUACUGAGCUGUUCAAAGAGUCUAAAGUCAGAACGUUUUCGUAAAAUAAACAUAAGCGAAAGCGGACUGCUUUUCGCAACCGCUUUACAAGUGUUGACAAACGAAAACUUUCUGGCCGUUGGUCUGUCAAAUGGUUCAGUGAUGAUUGUCAAUUGCAAUCAGCAGAAAUUGUCAACGCAACGCGAUAGUGAGACGAAACGCUUGGAUACUGCGAGUUCAUAUGCCGUUAAUCGUCUAAAAGAUGUCUACACACCUCAAAUGUCUGAUAUCGAUCCGAUCACUGGUAAAUCAUGCGCCAUACAAAAUAUCAUACUCAACGAAAGGCGUCUGCUGGGUAAGGCUGACAGCACGUACGAAACGCCUUACGAGACGCGUCCAUCUACGGCUGCCUGCAUAGCGUUGAUAAGCAAUCAGAAGCGUCCGUUUGAGUUACGUGUCUACGAUCAGCAAAUAAUAUUGAGCGGUUCGGCGCUGCGUAAGGAUUUGGUGCAGUCGCUGCAAUUGUCUAGCGAUGGUUGGCGACUUUUUGCGCUGACAAAUGGUCAUGUGCGCACAUAUGACUUUUACUUGGACCGCGAGUUGGGAACUCAAGCACUGGAUGGAAGUGGUUCUGAAAAACGUGUGGUGGAUAUAGCGGUGGCCAAAAGUUCACAAAAUUCAAAUAAUCUGAUUGUAUUGGACGAGGAGAAUUACGUAGAAGUGCACUUAUUAAAGCAUUAGGCAAAUACAUAGUACAUGUAAAUAAAUCAAGAAAGUUUUAGAAUGUCAUUAAAAUACUUUCAA
Messenger RNA from Bactrocera latifrons, 3837 nucleotides. RefSeq lists its product as uncharacterized. Gene Ontology annotation, cellular component: cytoplasmic dynein complex. The record is from RefSeq and is a predicted model, not a curated record. Bases 1 to 3774 code for a protein of 1257 amino acids. Gene Ontology annotation, molecular function: dynein light chain binding; dynein heavy chain binding. Lineage: Eukaryota; Metazoa; Arthropoda; Insecta; Diptera; Tephritidae. The transcript has 3 exons. Gene Ontology annotation, biological process: intraciliary transport.